ACUGGGCUCCAGACGGUAAUUCCAUGCCCCCCUCCUAUCUCUCCAGGUAUAGACUGGGCUCCAGAGAGUAACCGUAUCGUGACCUGUGGGACGGAUCGUAACGCGUAUGUCUGGUCUCUGAAGGGGGAGGUGUGGAAGCCCACCCUGGUCAUCCUCCGUAUCAACCGGGCUGCUCGCUGUGUCAGCUGGUCUCCCAAGGAGAACAAGUUCGCUGUGGGUAGCGGGUCACGCCUCAUAUCCAUCUGCUACUUUGAACAGGAGAAUGACUGGUGGGUCUGUAAGCACAUCAAGAAGCCGAUCCGUUCCACCGUCCUCAGUCUGGACUGGCAUCCUAACAACGUGCUGCUGGCGGCUGGAUCCUGUGACUUCAAAUGCAGGGUUUUCUCGGCCUACAUUAAGGAGGUGGAGGAGAAGCCCGGACCCACAGUGUGGGGGUCCAAGAUGCCGUUUGGAGAGGUGCUGUUUGAGUCUGGGCCCUCAGCAGGGGUGUCAGGGGGGGCUGGAGAUGGGGCAGGAGGGGAU
Messenger RNA from Oncorhynchus keta (chum salmon), 522 nucleotides. RefSeq names its product actin-related protein 2/3 complex subunit 1B-like. Gene Ontology annotation, biological process: Arp2/3 complex-mediated actin nucleation. The annotation marks the transcript as partial. Gene Ontology annotation, molecular function: actin filament binding. The transcript is spliced from 3 exons. NCBI's taxonomy places the organism in Eukaryota, Metazoa, Chordata, Actinopteri, Salmoniformes, Salmonidae. The record is from RefSeq and is a predicted model, not a curated record. Gene Ontology annotation, cellular component: Arp2/3 protein complex; actin cytoskeleton.